This is a messenger RNA of Cercopithifilaria johnstoni, 330 nucleotides long. The record is from the annotation of a GenBank genome assembly. NCBI's taxonomy places the organism in Eukaryota, Metazoa, Nematoda, Chromadorea, Rhabditida, Onchocercidae.
AUGCGAAUGGUACAACUAACAUUGUCACUUCUUUUAUUAUCCGUUGCCGAAGGACAGUUUUUUGGCAGUUGUGGUGGAUUCGGUAUGCUUGGAUGCGGCGGCGGUAUGGUUGAUUAUUUAUUCACUACUAUUAGUUGCACCAGUAAUUUAAGUUAUGGUUACGGUUAUGGUUAUGGUUAUGGAAAUUACGGCAUGAUUGGUGGUUACGGGAAUUAUGGCGGGAUUGGUGGUUACGGAAAUUAUGGCGGGAUUGGUGGUUAUGGUUUAUACGGCACUGGUCUGCAUGGUUUCGGUAUGAGUUGCUGCGGUCUCGGCGGCUUCUAUGGAUGA